Messenger RNA from Pecten maximus, 2668 nucleotides. RefSeq names its product carboxypeptidase N subunit 2-like. Gene Ontology annotation, molecular function: protein binding. The record is from RefSeq and is a predicted model, not a curated record. NCBI's taxonomy places the organism in Eukaryota, Metazoa, Mollusca, Bivalvia, Pectinida, Pectinidae. The transcript has 2 exons. Bases 170 to 2002 code for a protein of 610 amino acids.
AAGCCCUACAGGACAGGUGUGCCCAAAUAAAGAUGGCCGACUGUUCGUGAGCGUCGUCUGUUGCAAAAUAUAGUAAAAAGUAUGGAUUGGAUCCUUCUAUCGUCCUUGAUCUCCACCAAAACUCAAUGUUAACGAUAACUUAAUACAGUUUCCUCAAUCCCUUGCCAGGAUGGCACUGGGAAUCCUAAGAAGUUCUCUGCUGGUUGCGGUGGUGAUUUCAGUAUGCUGGACAGGCAUUGCUCUUUCGUGUCCAGUGUCUUGUAAUUGUUUCCAGAAUAACUAUGGGACAACUGUUCGCUGUCGAAAUAAAGCUAUCAGUUCCGUGAUCUCAGGCCUUCCAGAAAACACAAAACGUUUGGAGAUUCUUUCAGCUCAAGGUGCAUCAAGUUUGUCGCAGACCACCUUCGACGGAGGCAACAUAAAGAGUGUCACCAGUCUUCUUAUACAGGACAGCAGAAUACAGAGUAUCAACGAUAAUACAUUUUCAAAGUUCACCAACCUGAACAACCUUAACCUCACCCAAAAUAGUAUCAGGUCCAUUACUAAGAAUGCUUUUGCUGGACUCAACCAACUAGCAACACUGGAUCUUUCUUCCAAUGAUUUGCAACAAAUUGAGGAUGAGUUCACUCCCUUGAUCCAGCUUCAGCACUUGGACUUGAGCUUCAAUUCAAUAACUAGUAUCCAGAACGGUGCCUUCAAUGCUCAGGUGAUACUUAACUUUCUUAAACUGGAUUCAAACAAAUUACAAACAGUUCAUGGUCACACAUUUCAGGGCCUAAGAAAUCUCCGCACACUCAAGAUACGAAGCUGUGGUUUACAUUCAUUGGCAUCUGACCUGUUCAAUAUCAUUCGCAUCUUACAGACCUUAGAUAUUGGUGACAAUCUCAUAUAUCAGUUGCCUUCCACUGAUACCUUUCAGCAUAUCCCAUCAACACUGCAGCACUUCAUCGCCGACGGCAACCAAAUAUCUGUCCUUGUCAGGCAUCAGUUCUCACGAUUGAACCUAAAUACUCUAGAUUUAUCUCGUAAUAGAAUCAGUCUGCUAUCUCAUGCAUCGUUUUCCGAGUGUAAUAUACGUAAUUUGUACUUAUCAUCCAACUCAGUAACUUCCAUUGAAGAAAAUGCAUUGGCCUCUCUGGCACCUCAGUUGGAGAGGUUGGUUCUGUCAAAGAAUCCAUUACAAUCCAUACCACUUCAUGUAUUCGACGGUCUAUAUAGACUGAUAUAUCUGAACCUUAGUACAUGUUCACUAACAAAGCUCGAAGACUUACAGUUCCAGUCUUUACAGAGUUUGCGAAGUUUAGAUCUAUCCAUGAAUUCUUUACAGUAUAUACCUAAUGCAGCGGUAAGUAAAUUUGAAAACCUUCAAGAGCUCGGUCUCUAUGGCAACCAGUGGCAUUGUGACUGUCACAUCAGACCUUUAUGGAACUGGUUACAGGGUUUUGUUCAUGGAAUUCUAGUGUGUCCCACUGGACAAAAUAUAGCUAUGCUUAGCAACUGUAAGACUCCAAUGUGUGAAUCACCUUCCGGUGUCAGAAACUUACAAAUAUCCACCCUGUCUGAGGAGGAUAUCCAGGUAUGUCAGGAGUCAGGAGACCAAGAAAACAUGUCCGUGGGAACUAUCAUUGGCCUCGCUCUUGGAAGUAUGGUCGUGGUCAUUUUAUUCGGAAUUCUGGUUGUGUGUAUUUGCCGUCAUCGUCAUGGCCGUCCUUUGCCUGUCAUAUGCACAACAAAUUCGAAUGCUAGCAGCCACAAGGAAGAUCGCGAAAAGUCUACCACUCCAUUCAAGGAUGUGGACAUGGGCUCUUUGAAUGAAUCGGACAAAGAUUUCGUAGUGAAGCGCUAUUUCCGGUCAAUGGAGAACCAGCCAACUAGUGUUGCAUCCUACCGCGGGACUCCAUCGCUGUCACACAAGGAGUUUGAUUUUAACGAAUCCUGUCCCUCUAUUCAUAGUGUAAAUAGUGUGUUUAAUGGCCCUAUAGGAUAUGAGUCGACUGUAUGACACCAAAACUUCUUGAAUGCAAUAUUUACACAUUUACAUAAACCAGCAUCUGGCACAAUCACUGUUCACUCUGUGAAUUUUAUUUUUAUUUUACAUUUUGUGUAACAUUUUCUCAGCAGAUUCAUUUCUUUCCGAUGCUAGAUUUAAAAUGUAAAAAUAUAUCUUAACAUAAAAUCAAAAAUGUAAUUUAUACACAAUUGCUGCUAUCUACAAUACUGUUUUCGUUAAAAGUUAGCUAUAGCUGCUCACAAAAGAGAGCUAGAGUCCAUUUACAUUAUUUCGUUAAAAUUUAAUUGAGUAUAUAUUUUUCAUUACAUUUGUAACAUGUUGAGCUGAAUUCAGCUGACAUGAAUUUCUUAAAAUUUCUGAAAUAUUUUUAAAAAUUAAGUAAGAACAUUAAAAUUGUCACAUUGAUAAGUUUACUUUUUAUAUUUACACAUGAUUAGUACUAUGCACAUGUGUCGUACACACAUAUACCUGUACUCUUGCCAUUUGAUGCAAAUGUGUUUCACUGUAGGGCUUGUGAAGGCCACAAUGUAAACAAGACUUAAUUCCACAUGUCCUACUUACACUAACAAAAGUUAUUUACUUUAAAUUCCCAAGUUGAUCUUUUGAAUAAACAUUUCCUUCCAAUACUGACAAGAAGUUAAAAGUCAGUAAAUGUUU